Messenger RNA from Salarias fasciatus (jewelled blenny), 1690 nucleotides. RefSeq names its product doublecortin domain containing 2B (gene dcdc2b). The record is from RefSeq and is a predicted model, not a curated record. Gene Ontology annotation, cellular component: microtubule; microtubule organizing center. The transcript has 11 exons. Gene Ontology annotation, biological process: intracellular signal transduction. NCBI's taxonomy places the organism in Eukaryota, Metazoa, Chordata, Actinopteri, Blenniiformes, Blenniidae. The coding region runs from base 122 to 1306 and encodes 394 amino acids.
GUACUCUCCGCCGAGUCGCCCGAGCAGUUUCCAUGUCAGCAGGAGUGUGAGAGGUUCCAGAGAGGAUCAGCGCAGCACACACACCACCAGACCACCUGGAUCCCUGCUUCAUCCUGCAGACAUGGCUGCCAGCUCCCUCCUGCCCCCGGUGAAGAGUGUGGUGGUGUACAGGAACGGGGAUCCCUUCCACACUGGGCGGAGGUUCGUGGUGAACCACCGUCACGUGGGAACAAUGGAGGCCUUCCUGAACGAAGUGACCCACAGCAUCGGGGCCACGCUGGCCAUCAGGACCCUGUACACCCCCAGACAGGGCCACAGGGUGGCGGACCUCCAGGACCUUCAGACAGGGGCCCAGUACGUAGCUGCAGGCUUCGAGAGGUUCAAGAAACUGGAUUACUUGAAUACCGGGAACAAAAAGCUGCCAACAUGUGAGGAGCUCAAGGCAAAAGCAGUCAAGAGGCCUGCCGACUCUUCAGCCAGAUGGAGGCACUUCGUCCCGGUGCCCUGCAUUAUACAUGUUUUCCGGAACGGCGAUCUGCUGCAUCCACCCCUGCGUUUCAUCAUUCCUCGGAGCAUGCAGCAAGACCUUGACCAGGUCCUCCGUCUGGUUUCAGAGAAGGUGGACCUCCGGACGGGAGCGGUGAGGAGGCUGUGCUCUGUGGGGGGACAGAGCGUGUCCUCUGCAGCAGACCUGCAGACCGGACAGUGCUACGUCGCCGUGGGAACAGAACGGUUCAAGAAGCUUCCAUAUGUGGAGCUGCUGGUUUCAAAAACCACACAAAGAUAUUUCCCUGGACGGAGGCGGCCGAGGAGGCUGCAGGUAAGUCUUUACUUCAGAACGAGGGCAGUGAGAGAGAAACCGACUGCUCUGUGCUUUCAGAAAGGAGGAAGUGGUCCUGAAGACCAGUGCAGUGACUCAGCACUGCUCCACUCUCCUCAGUCAGACGACCGCAGGGUGAAGUCGACAGGAGAUGAAACUGCUGAAGCCUCAGAGAGGAGCACAGGAGGAGCAGAGAGCUCACUGUUUCCUCUCAAGCCUGUCAAGAUCAGUAGGAAUCCAACAAGGAAAGCAGUCAGAAGCAGAUCCGAUCAGAAAAAUGUGUUUGAGAGGACAGCAGGAAAGACAAGAGAGGAAGUAAGAGGAGCAGAGGAGGUGCAGGAGGAUGAAAACACAGCGACAGAGCUUCCUCUGGACCAGAGAGUGGCAGAGAUCAUUCAAGAUGAGGAACUGAUCACAAGUGAUGAGCUGCUCCGUCACCGACAGCAGGAGGAAGACUCGGGAGCUUCUUCAUCCGCCCAGCAGUGAGGAGGAUGGGUGGGUUGGUGUUUCCCCACAUCAGCAGCUCUCCUGCAGUCUGUUUGAUAUCUCUACACUCAUCCCGCUUUGUGCUGGGACGGAGAAGAAGAGCAUCAGGGGAAACCAGGGUUCUGACCCGGAACCCCGACCCAGAGGUGUGGACAGAGCUUCUCUCUGAGCCAGUCUGCAUCCAGCUCUGUGAAGAACUGUUCAGUCCAAAAGUUAUGUCGUGUUUAUUACUCCAAUAGAUGGAUACAUGGAUACAAUGGAUGGAUGGAUGGAUCAACAGAUAGACGGACAGAUGGACAGAUAUCUGUAUUGUCUCUAUCAAACUUGUUAGGCAACAGGAAUGUACAGUGACAUAUUGUUUGGCCUCCUCUAUGGCAGCGUGUG